This is a messenger RNA of Myxocyprinus asiaticus (Chinese sucker), 2814 nucleotides long. Its product is annotated as kinesin-like protein KIF3B. Lineage: Eukaryota; Metazoa; Chordata; Actinopteri; Cypriniformes; Catostomidae. The record is from RefSeq and is a predicted model, not a curated record. Bases 295 to 2553 code for a protein of 752 amino acids. The transcript has 8 exons. Gene Ontology annotation, molecular function: microtubule binding; ATP binding; microtubule motor activity. Gene Ontology annotation, biological process: microtubule-based movement.
UGUGUACUGACAGAGCAGAUGAGAGAUGCUCGCUUUCUGUGGAGCUCAAUGAAUGGAGCUGCAUGUUAUGAUGGAGCCUUAUCUCUACCUUGGGCGUUGGACCAAGAUGUUUUGCGCUAAGUACGUUUUCAUGUGACGGAAUUGUAUUCGCCUUAUUCAGAAAGGUCUUUUUUAUUCUGCAUGGCAAUGUGCGCAUCUUAUGGCUAAUCACUGCGUUUUCACGUUUCCCAUCGUCCAUAUGUGACAUAGCAGAAUAUUUAAAACGCAAAGGCUUUGUAAAUAAUUUUCAGAAAGAUGAUGAAUAGAAACAGCCCGUUGAGACCACGCUCCAUGUCGAUUGGCAAAAAAUCAGAGGCGGUCAAAGUGGUGGUGCGGUGCCGCCCGUUAAACAAGAAAGAAGAAGCGAUGAAUCACGACAGAAUUGUUGAAGUAGACGUCAGACUGGGACAGGUGAGCGUGCGUAAUCCAAAAUCAUCCGGAAGCCUCAUGAAAACGUUCACGUUUGAUGCAGUCUACGACAUGGGUUCAAAACAAAACGAGUUGUAUGAUUAUGCAUGUAAACCUCUCAUUGAAUCUGUUUUGCUUGGUUUCAAUGGAACUAUAUUUGCGUAUGGCCAAACUGGCACUGGCAAAACAUAUACAAUGGAAGGUGUGUCCACCAACCCGGAGACAAGGGGAGUCAUCCCAAAUUCAUUUCACCACAUUUUCACUCAAAUAUCCCGAUCUCAGAACCAACAGUAUCUUGUGAGAGUGUCUUAUCUUGAGAUAUAUCAAGAAGAGAUAAGAGAUCUCCUGUGCAAGGACAACAACAAAACACUAGAGCUCAAGGAAAAUCCAGAGUUAGGUGUCUACGUCAAAGAUCUCUCAUCUGUGGUGACCAAAAACAUAAAGGAAAUUGAACAUGUCAUGAACUUGGGGAACCAGUCAAGAUCUGUUGGAUUCACCAAGAUGAAUGAGCGGAGCUCAAGAUCACAUGCGAUUUUUGUGAUAACUGUUGAAUGCAGUGAAAUGGGCAUUGAUGGUGAGGAGCACAUUCGUGUUGGAAAGUUAAACAUGGUGGAUCUGGCUGGCAGUGAGCGCCAAAGCAAGACAGGUGUACAGGGACAGAGGUUUAAAGAGGCUACCAAAAUAAACCUGUCUCUUUCUGCCCUUGGAAAUGUUAUCUCAGCCUUGGUGGAUGGGAAGAGUACCCAUGUUCCCUACCGGGAUUCCAAACUCACCCGCCUGUUACAGGACUCCCUUGGAGGCAACGCCAAAACAGUUAUGGUGGCCACAAUUGGACCAGCUUCGUGCCACUAUGAUGAGACUCUUACCACACUGAGGUAUGCUAACAGAGCGAAGAACAUCAGGAACAAGCCAAAAAUCAACGAGGACCCCAAAGAUGCACUGCUUCGUGAGUUCCAAGAGGAAAUAGCCCGUCUGAAGUCGCAGCUUGAGGAACGAGGGAUGCUGGCCAAAGCAAGGAGGAGACAGAGGAGAAAUAGUAUGCGGAUGAAGAGGAGUAUGAGUAGUGGAGAGGUGGAAACUCCCAGAGAAGGACAGUUGGAGAUUGCCAAGACAGUACAUGAGGAGAGUGUAGAGGAAUAUUGGUGGAGGCAGCAGAUGGCACAGACCUCUGCCAAUUACAAGUCAGAUUUCCGCAGGAAACUUGGCACAUUAGAUGAGAAAGUCAAGACUGUGGAAGAUUUGCUGAAGGAGCAACAAGCAAUGGAAAUCAUGAUUGAAAAGUACAAGGCUAUGGAAAGUAAACUUUUGGUUGGAGGAAAAAACAUCAUUGACCACACCAAUGAACAGCAGAGAAUGUUGGAACUGAAGAGGCAGGAGAUUGCUGAGCAGGAGAGAAAAGAAUUGGAGAUGCAACAGCUGAUGUUUGAACAAGAUGAAGAGACAAUUGAACUGAAAGAGACGUUCUCCACGCUACAGCAAGAGGUGGAAUUUAAGACCAAGAAGCUUAGAAAGUUUUACAGUAAGCUGCAGUUGGUGAGGUCUGAGAUUGGAGAUAUCAUCAAUGAACAUGUCACAAUGAGACAAGAACUGGAGCAGACAAUGAAUGAGCUGACAAGAGAGAUGAAAUUCAAAAACCUUAUAAUCGAAAACUUCAUUCCUCCUGAGGAAAAGAAUAAGAUUAUAAAUCGCCUUCAUUUUGACAGCGAGGAAGACCAGUGGAGAGUCUUACCAAUUCUCCCUUCAGAAAAUAACUCACCUCUUGUCAGGCAAAGGCCAACUUCAGUAGUGGGAUACAAAAGACCACUUAGUCAGUAUGCUGUGGCAUCCGGUUCUCCUUCAAGAUACAGGGCUGAGAACAUCAUGCUUCUGGAACUGGACAUGUCUCAACCUACCAUGGUUCCUCUUGACCUUCAGAGGUCAGACAUAAGGACCCAAGACUUGAUACGUGACUUUGGCCAUUAUAGAAAGAGGACGACUGCAUCACGGGUCAUGAAAGCCAGAUCAUGGUGCCAAGGGCCAAGUCAAUCUGCUUCUUCUUCAACCAACUCUGGGGAACAAUGUCCAGCCUCUACAAUGGGGGCUUGUGCGGCAACCCAACAACCAUGAGCAUUAAUCAUGCAAGGAAUAUAAGCAUAGAAAGCACUUUUAAUUAUUCUUUUCUCUUUUAAUGAGCUUUAAGCUAGUUUGUCUUUUGCAUCACUCUGAUUUAGCUUUGGAUUUGCGCACGGAUUUUAAGCACAAUUGUCUCCUGUAUACUUGAAAAUGCUAGUGUAUCCUGUUUAAGCUUGUCGUUUUUAAGUGAUGUCAUUCUUGAACAGAAAUGCAAACAAUAAAUGUAUCAUAAACAAAUAAUCUCUCAAUAUGUGU